GCAGAGUGCGCAUGAUUACUGGACGAGGCAGAAACAAACACCCUCCUCCAAAAUCUGGGAAGGAGAAAAAAAAAAAAGACAAACAGGGGUGUCGGAUGCUUUCAAGAUGGCUAAGCCCAUUUUAAUUCCCAUCCCGCUAAAUGGCGGGAAACUGGGGGAGAAACCCGCUUUAGCACCAGCGUGGCCGCCAUGCCCAUUGGCUUCCCUCCAGCGUGGGUGGCCCGCAAUGCUCGCGUGGGCAAUCUGCGGACGACAACGCAUUGCAUGGCAUGGCAUGGCAGCGCAUAUGCGGGCGAUUUGGAGGUCGCAGUCAAGGAUUUGCCGAGCUCAUAUGCACGGAAAUCUGCUUCCGGAAUAGCUGUCGCCGCGGGAGGAUUGGAGCGGGAAGGGAGCUUCCUCCAGGACAACGGUGCUAGCAGCAUGUAGGUAUUUGCAUGCUGCAGCACAACCUCCGGCCUCCAGGCCAGGGAUCUGGGUCGACGGCAGCCAUUCAUUCGUGGGCAAUCUCGAUCGCCAGCGCCUUUGCGCGGAUGCUAGGCACGGAGCAUUGGCAGUAGCUGCGGUUGCAGCGGCAGAGCCAACCAUAACCAUGGCCGGCCAGCAAGUCCGAAACCUUCCAAAGGGGCUGCCGCUCUUCUCCCUGGCAUGUAACGAAGCGGAAGCCAACCCGAGUCUGCGUAGCGACGUGAAGCGAGAGAUGCGGAGUGGCGCCCCGAGCAACAGCGUCAAGCACAACGAGGGGGCACGAAAACAAGGGACCGGUCCAAAAGGGUCACGCCUCGCCCAUUUAGAGUUGCGGUUUGCAUAUGCCUAUCCUUCGCGGGCAAUUGGUGUCGGUGGUGUGUGCGUCGUAUGGCUUUGGCACGGCGGUAUGGCAUGUUUGCUCCUCGGAAAACUUACUACCGAAAGGCGGCACACCAUGGCCACGUCCGCAUGUGUCUAUCAAGCAGGGAACUUUUUCAUUUGCUCUGCCUUGUUGUCUUUUGCUUGCAUUGUUGCGGCAUUUGCGGCUACGCCAACCAGAUGGCCUCGUCACAAUUGCUUUGCUCGUGGUCAUGCAUAAUCUUCACCCUUGCCCCAGCUUUGGGC
Messenger RNA from Trichoderma atroviride IMI 206040, 1089 nucleotides. The record is from RefSeq and is a predicted model, not a curated record. NCBI's taxonomy places the organism in Eukaryota, Fungi, Ascomycota, Sordariomycetes, Hypocreales, Hypocreaceae.